Lasiodiplodia theobromae is the source of this 1713-nucleotide messenger RNA. RefSeq names its product Lysyl-tRNA synthetase protein. Gene Ontology annotation, cellular component: mitochondrion; cytoplasm. Gene Ontology annotation, molecular function: ATP binding; lysine-tRNA ligase activity; tRNA binding. The record is from RefSeq and is a predicted model, not a curated record. Gene Ontology annotation, biological process: mitochondrial lysyl-tRNA aminoacylation. The transcript has 4 exons. NCBI's taxonomy places the organism in Eukaryota, Fungi, Ascomycota, Dothideomycetes, Botryosphaeriales, Botryosphaeriaceae. Bases 1 to 1713 code for a protein of 570 amino acids.
AUGUUGUACAGAAUGAACAGCUCGUGCCGCUUCUUGCGUCCGUACCUUCACCGCACGCUCCAGCGCUCCGUAAAGCCGGAGCACGCGAGGGCUUACCUCUCGUUCCAGCGUCGCUUCGCUCAGACAACGGCCAAGCCUACAGAGGCAGACAAUGUCACUCACGACUAUGAGAAGCGUGUUAAACAAUUGGAACAAGCUGGCGAUCUAGCGACAUACUACCCGCUGAACCCGCACAAAGCAGAUCGGACAACCGCAGGGCGCGUUCACGAGGUGUUCGCCCGGUUGAAGAAUGACGAGGUUAGGACGGAUGUGACGGUGACGGUUUUUGGAAGGGUAACUUCCCGCCGCUCGUCUGGCUCUAAGCUCGUCUUCAUCGACAUCUCCGAUGGAGCGUACACCAUCCAAGGUCUCUGCAACUUCGGUGUCCUUGAAAAGAAUGGAGUACCCAAGGAGGACUUUAAGCGCUUCUCCAAAUUGGCUCGCAAAGGAGACAUCUUCGCCAUAACCGGCCAUCCAACCCGCACAACGAGCGGCGAACUUUCCAUCCUGGCUACUGAGGUGCCGCAAUGCCUUGCCCCUGCCUUGCACCAAAUCCCUGAGGAGAUUGAGAACCCAGAGACGCUUGCCCGCCAGCCGCAUGUCGACUUCCUAGUACACAAGCGCCGUGUUGCCACCCAACGCAUCCGUUCUGGUAUCAUUAGCUCAAUGCGAAAGUUCUUUGACGAGGAUGGAUUCCUCGAGGUCAGCACGCCCAUCCUGACAGCAGGUGCUGGCGGAGCGUCUGCCAGACCUUUUGAGACCAGUGCCAACGAGUUCCCUAACGACCCACUCACCCUCAGGAUAGCACCAGAACUUUUUCUCAAGCGUCUGGUUAUCGGCUCUGGGGAAAGAGUCUAUGAGAUCGGUACCGUGUUCAGGAAUGAAGGCAUCGACGCAACACACAAUCCAGAAUUUACCAUUUGCGAAUUUUACGAACCAUAUGCUAAUCUUGAGGAUCUCAUCCAACGCACUGAGACUCUUUUUUCCACUUUGAAGGCCACAGUCGACAAACUCAUGCAAGAGAACGUCGUGCGUGAAAACAUUGCUCCCCUCACAGUCGACCUUCAAGCGCCAUUCAAGCGCCUUGAGUUCAUCCCCACUAUCGAGAAGGCCAUCAACCGCCGCCUGCCCGACCUGAGCAGCCAAACGGCGUUCGACGAUCUCUCCGCCCUCUGCAAAGAACUGGACAUACCCAUCGCCGCGGACGCGACCCUGCCCCGCCUCCUCGACGAGCUCGCCGCCCUCUACAUCGAGCCGCUCUGCACCUCGCCCACCUUCAUCACGCACCACCCGGAAGUCAUGUCGCCGCUGGCCAAGAGCUUCGCCGACCCGGCGACGGACCAGCGGCUGUCGCGGCGCGUCGAGCUGUUCAUCCAGGGCCGCGAGUACGUCAACGCGUACGAGGAGGAGAACUCGCCGUUCGAGCAGCGCCGCAAGUUCGAGGCCCAGCUGCGCCGCCGCGACCCGGACGAGGCCGCCCUCAACGAGCGCGGCGUCGACGAGGGCUACGUCGAGGCGCUGGAGUGGGGCUUGCCGCCGACGGGCGGCUGGGGCUGCGGGAUCGAUCGGAUCGUCAUGCUGUUUUCGGGGACGAGCAGGAUCGCGGAUGUGCAGCCGUUUGGCUCCCUGAGGAACGUCGUGGCGCUGGGAAAGGGGAGGGUGGGACAGUCGUGA